AUGUCGCAUGGUGACUUUGAACAUGGUGAUCUGACUGCUGAGAUCUUCGGGCUCAGAUGGCGUGCCGCUGUUGUUGAUUUCACCAUGCAGAUUUUCGUGAAGACUCUGACUGGCCGGACCCUGACCUGUGAAGUUGAGCCAACGACCAAGGUGGGCCCAGCCCUUUCCAUCCCCAUCUCGAAUCUGUCUGGAGCCACUGGCAUCAGCAUCGCCAAGAUCAAGGGAAGCUCAUCCACCUCCGUCUUGGUGAAGGCUGCAGCCCAGGAACUGGCUCGAUUUUGGAAGGGCGAUGGCUUGCCAGUUCGGCAGUACUUAGAAACCAAUGUCAUCAAACCUCCUUUGCUCAAGUAUCUCGGGCCGGAAGGCGCUCACUGCAUUUGCCUGGACCCUACUGAUUCACCUGCUUCAUUGGAUGAGUUGCUGAUCGAAGUCAGCCGAUUUUUCAUUUUAAAGGCUGUGAACAGCGACACGGCAGCGCCAAAGCUUGCGCGUGACGUUCCAAGAACGCUUGGCAGACCCAGGAAGCGAGCCAGGACAGCGGGUGAAGAUCAAGGAGCACAACUCUCGCCCAGCAGGGACGUGGAUCUGAUCUGGCAUGCGAUGCUCUUGUUUCCGCAGAUCUAUUACAAGCUGUGUAUGAGUUUGACCGGUGAGCUGAUUUGCCAUGAUCCAAGAUCCGAUCAGAACCAACAGGUUCUGGCCAAAGCUCCUGAUGUGAGAUUCCAAUCCAUUGAUGCCAAGCUCUCCAAUGCCUUGAGAAAAGUCAUUGACAAUGCUGGGGACAAAUCCAUGCAAGUGAAGUAUGACAUGUCCAUGAAGAACCAAUUGUAUGGGAGAAGUGGGGACUUCAUCAAGGGACGAGAACUAUUUGCAAUGAUACUGAUUAGCUUCAAGUCACCUGACCAUACUGAAGUUCUCUACAAUGCCCAUCAUUUGUAUAUGUUCAACUAUUAUGGAGAUGAUCAGCUUGAGGCAUUCUACAACAAGUGGCUUGACAUCGUAUACAAUAUGAAACAUGAUGAUCUGCCUUCCAACAAUUCCCUGCGUGACACAUUGUUCCGGAAGAUUGAACAUUCAAAGCUUAUGGCCUUCGAUAUCAACCGAUACAAAACCUUUGAUGAAGGGCAUCCUGAGAAGACCUAUACUUACCUAACUGGUAUGAUCAAGGGAUACAUAGCACGAGGGAAGCAAGAACGACUGUUGAAAGAUAGAGAACGUGCAGUGAAACUGUCAUUGUCCUCCAACAAGACGACACCUGCCUUAGAAGAUGCUGACAAGCCUGCCGCUCCCGUCAAGACCAAGAAGGAGAAUGAAGCAGCUGCAUCAUCUACAGGUGAUCCUCCAAAACGGCCUAAGGCGAAAGCGAAGAGUGAAGCUGCAUCAGUACUUCCUACACCUUCUCCGAAAUCUCAUGCCGACAAGAACAACAAGAAAGGCAAAGGUGGGAAGGGAAGAUCAUCUUCACCCGUGGACAAAAAGAAAGCCGAAAGGAUGAACUUGAAGCAGCGAACUUGUGAUCCUAUCAUGUUCCACACUGCCAACGGUUCAACUGCUACUCAAACAGAAGCAGAGAUUGACCUGGGAACCUUUGAUGUGAUCUCUCAUGCCUAUGUACUGGACGAUAUCUUCGACAAAGACAAAGAUCCAGAAGAGAUGACUCUCCAGGAAUUGAUCGAUGCCCAACCAGACCAUUGGAAGAAGGGCAAGGUCAACGUCAAAGAGAUGAACGCUGCCAUGGCGGAGCUGGGAAAUCUCCAGCAGGAAUUCGAGCGCACUGCAAGGAGCUUCCGACCCAAUGCAGGUCAAGCUGAAGAGGAUGGCAGUGACGACGAGGAAGGCACCACGGCACGGCGUGUGUCCGAUGCGAUGUGGCGAAUUUGCUUAGCAUUCUUGUGCUUGGCACAGGUCUCCAGCCUCAACCUGGAGCAGUUGCGCCCCAGCCUCUGGUCCCUGGCAGAGGUUCUUCAAGAUCUCACAGGUGAUGAACACUCAGCCAGAAAGACGUUGGAAGAAAAAGCUGGAAAGAUGGAGGCGACUCAGCGACUCAGCGUUUGCAUCGAGCCAUGGGGCUGA
Cladocopium goreaui is the source of this 2073-nucleotide messenger RNA. The record is from the annotation of a GenBank genome assembly. Lineage: Eukaryota; Dinophyceae; Suessiales; Symbiodiniaceae.